Myripristis murdjan (pinecone soldierfish) is the source of this 2296-nucleotide messenger RNA. It is a transcript of the gene cry3a, whose product is annotated as cryptochrome circadian regulator 3a. Gene Ontology annotation, biological process: circadian regulation of gene expression; entrainment of circadian clock by photoperiod; negative regulation of DNA-templated transcription. Gene Ontology annotation, molecular function: DNA binding; FAD binding. The coding region runs from base 194 to 2173 and encodes 659 amino acids. NCBI's taxonomy places the organism in Eukaryota, Metazoa, Chordata, Actinopteri, Holocentriformes, Holocentridae. The record is from RefSeq and is a predicted model, not a curated record. Gene Ontology annotation, cellular component: cytoplasm; nucleus. The transcript is spliced from 15 exons.
CUAGUGCAGCAGCAGGUAAAGAGGGAGACCAGAAGGAGAGGAGGGUUUCACACUUGGCUCCUGUCAACCUCAGCGGCCAGAGGCUCCUCUCAGCACGCCGAGACACCCACCACCACUAACCCGUCGGGAAGAAAUGAUUGCUUCUUUGGGCUUGACAUAGAUAUCACCUCCGGGGAGCCAGCGCAAGAAUAAGAUGGCCCCAAAUUCCAUCCACUGGUUCCGGAAGGGCCUCCGUCUCCAUGACAACCCAUCACUUCGGGAGGCCGUCCGGGGGGCGGGCACAGUGCGCUGUGUUUACUUCCUGGACCCCUGGUUCGCCGGCUCCUCCAACCUCGGAGUCAACAGAUGGAGGUUUCUCCUCCAGUGUUUGGAGGAUCUGGAUGCCAAUCUCCGGAAGCUCAACUCCCGCCUCUUUGUCAUCAGAGGCCAGCCAGCCAACGUGUUCCCACGUCUUUUCAAGGAGUGGAAGAUCUCUCGGCUGACCUUCGAGUACGACUCGGAGCCGUUCGGGAAGGAGAGAGAUGCUGCCAUCAAGAAGCUGGCCAUGGAGGCAGGAGUGGAGGUCAUCGUUAAGAUCUCACACACGCUCUACGACCUGGACAAGAUCAUAGAGCUGAACGGGGGGCAGCCUCCUCUGACCUACAAGCGUUUCCAGACCCUGAUCAGUCGACUGGACCCCCCGGAGCUGCCCGUGGAGACGCUGUCAGACGCCCUGAUGGGUCGCUGCGUCACCCCCAUCUCUGAGGACCACGGAGACAAGUACGGCGUCCCGUCCCUGGAGGAGCUGGGUUUCGACACCGAGGGCCUGCCUUCAGCUGUUUGGCCAGGAGGGGAGACUGAGGCACUGACCAGGAUAGAGCGUCAUCUGGAGAGAAAAGCGUGGGUGGCUAACUUUGAGCGGCCCAGGAUGAAUGCCAACUCCCUGCUGGCCAGCCCAACAGGCCUGAGCCCCUACCUCCGCUUCGGCUGCCUCUCCUGUCGCCUUUUCUACUUCAAACUCACCGACCUCUACCGCAAGGUGAAGAAGAACAGCUCUCCUCCGCUCUCCCUGUACGGUCAGCUGCUGUGGCGCGAGUUCUUCUACACAGCGGCGACCACCAACCCGCGCUUCGACAAAAUGGAAGGGAACCCGAUCUGUGUCCGCAUCCCCUGGGACAAGAACCCCGAGGCCCUGGCCAAGUGGGCCGAGGCCAAGACCGGCUUCCCCUGGAUCGACGCCAUCAUGACCCAGCUGAGGCAGGAGGGCUGGAUCCACCACCUGGCGAGGCACGCCGUGGCCUGCUUCCUCACCAGAGGGGACCUGUGGAUCAGCUGGGAGGAGGGGAUGAAGGUGUUUGAGGAGCUGCUGCUGGAUGCAGACUGGAGCGUGAACGCAGGCAGCUGGAUGUGGCUGUCCUGCAGCUCUUUUUUCCAGCAGUUUUUCCACUGCUACUGCCCCGUGGGCUUCGGCCGGCGCACCGACCCCAACGGGGACUUCAUCAGACGUUACUUACCUGUCCUCCGAGGUUUCCCCGCAAAGUUCAUCUAUGAUCCGUGGAACGCCCCGGAGUCCGUGCAGGCGGCCGCCAAGUGCAUCAUCGGCGUCCACUACCCGAAGCCCAUGGUGCACCACGCCGAGGCCAGCCGGCUCAACAUCGAGCGGAUGAAGCAGAUCUACCAGCAGCUCAGCCGAUACAGAGGACUGGGCCUGCUGGCGUCAGUGCCGUCCACCAACGGGAACGGGAACGGAGGGAUGAUGGCCUACUCUCCCGGAGAGCAGCAGCAGCAGCAGCAGCCAGGGACCAACAACAACAACAACAACUCACACUUGCCUGGAGUGACCGGGGGCUCCGUUGCCACAGGAAACGGCAGCGGCAGCAUCCUGCUCAACUUCGACAGCGAGGAGCAGCCGGGGCCCAGCGGCGUCGGGCAACAGCCGCUGCAGCUGCCGCCACCGCUGCCACAACAACAGCCACACGGUUACCACCCAGUGCCAGACCCCAGCCAGACCGUCCCCAGCAGCCGACUCUACCACGAGUUCGCUGUGCCUCAGCAUCCAGGACGCCUCCUGCACACCGGGGGCAGCAUCACAGGGAAGCGGGAGCGCGAGUCGGAACGAGAGGGGCCAGGAGAGGAAGAUUCGGGAGCGUGCUCUGUCCACAAGAUGCAGAGGCAGAGCGCAGAGACUACCUAGAGCAGCUGGAGACGAGAUUGUCUGCGUCGACACUGAAGUCACCAUCUGGCCAGCAGAGAGAGGAACUCCGAAACAUCGCCACCUCUCCUCCACCCACACACAGCUCUAGACAUUGCUGCCUCC